Fragaria vesca subsp. vesca is the source of this 2055-nucleotide messenger RNA. RefSeq names its product pentatricopeptide repeat-containing protein At1g11290-like. Gene Ontology annotation, biological process: RNA modification. The record is from RefSeq and is a predicted model, not a curated record. The transcript has a single exon. NCBI's taxonomy places the organism in Eukaryota, Viridiplantae, Streptophyta, Magnoliopsida, Rosales, Rosaceae. Gene Ontology annotation, molecular function: RNA binding; protein binding; zinc ion binding. Bases 1 to 2055 code for a protein of 684 amino acids.
AUGGGCACCCAAGUAGACCACUUCACCAUCCCAUCAGUCCUUAAAGCCUGUGGCCAAUCCUCUGUUGAAAUGUUAGGAAGAGAGAUCCAUGGUUUCGCGCUAAAGGGCGGUUUGGAUUGUGAUGCUUUCGUGUGUAACGCGUUGAUCAAAAUGUAUGGUGAAUGUGGGAGAUUGGAGUUGGCACGGUUAGUAUUUGAUGUAAUGUGUGAGAGAGAUGUGGUUUCUUGGAGUACUAUGAUUAAUGGCUAUGUGAGGAACAGAGGGUUUGGUGAGGCAUUGGAAGUUAUAAGGGAGAUGCAUUUCUUGCAAGUGAAGCCUAGUGAGGUUGCUAUGAUAAGCAUGAUUGGUUUAUUUGCUGACAUUGCUGAUGUGAAAAUGGCGAAAGCAAUGCAUUGUUAUGUUGUGAGGAAUAGUGCUAAUGAGAAGCUGGUGGUUCCUGUAACUACUGCUUUAGUUGAUAUGUAUGUCAAGUGUGGGAAUUUGGGUUAUGCAAGAAGGCUGUUUGAUGGGUUGGCUGAGAAAAGUGUUGUUUCAUGGACCACGAUGAUUGCAGGAUGCAUUCGUUGCAAUGAGGUAGAAGAGGGGGUGAAACUUUUCAAGAGAAUGCUGGAGGAGAGAAAGUUUCCUAAUGAGAUUACAGUGUUGAGUUUGAUUAUUGAGUCGGGGAACGUUGGAGCUUUGGAGUUGGGGAAGUGGCUGCAUGCCUAUGUUUUGAGAAAUGGGUUUGUCAUGUCUUUGGCUUUGGCCACUGCUUUGGUUGACAUGUAUGGGAAGUGUGGUGAAGCCGAAUAUGCGAGGGCUGUGUUUGACAGCAUCGAGGAGAAAGAUGUGAUGAUUUGGAGUGCUAUGAUCUCGGCUUAUUCACGUGCUAAUCAGACUAAUCAGGCUUCAGAGCUCUUUGCUCGGAUGAAGGAUAGUGGAGUAAGGCCAAAUCAAGUUACAAUGGUUAGCCUCAUUUCACUAUGUGGAGAAGUAGGUGCUCUUGAUCUGGGAAAAUGGGUUCAUUCUUACAUAAACCAGCAGCGUAUAGACGUUGAUGUGAUACUAAGAACAGCUCUAGUGGACAUGUAUGCAAAAUGUGGGGAGAUAGAUGUCGCUCUCAGGCUGUUCAGCGAAGCUAUAAAUCGAGAUAGUCAGAUGUGGAAUGUCAUGAUCACUGGACUCGCUAUGCAUGGUUGUGGUAAACAAGCUUUAGAGCUCUUUGAAGAAAUGCAGAGACAAGGUGUUAAGCCUAAUGACAUCACAUUUAUAGGGCUACUUCAUGCUUGUAGCCAUGCUGGGUUGGUAGCAGAUGGGAAGAAGAUUUUCGAGAAAAUGGUACAUGACUUUAGCUUGGCUCCAAAGGUUGAGCACUAUGGAUGCAUGGUGGAUUUGCUAGGCCGAGCUGGGAAGCUCGAUGAGGCUCACAAAUUGAUCAAAAGCAUGCCCCUGGAGCCUAACACAAUUGUUUGGGGUUCCCUACUUGCUGCCUGCAAAACUCAUAAGAGUCCCAACUUGGCUGAAGUGGCAGCAAGACAACUGCUUAAGUUGGAACCUCAAAAUUGCGGUUACAAUGUUCUGAUGUCAAACAUCUAUGCAGCAUCAAACAAAUGGGUUGAUGUUGCUGGUGUCAGAAAAGCCAUGAAAGACCAAGGAACCAAGAAAGAACCAGGUCUCAGCUCAAUAGAAGUAAACGGCGCAGUUCAUGACUUCAUGAUGGGUGAUAAAACACACCCGCAAACAAGAAAAAUUUAUGAAAUGCUGGCUGAGAUGAACAAGAAGCUAAAAGAGGCUGGAUACACUCCUAAUACAUCUGUGGUCUUGCAGAACAUAGAUGAGGAAGAGAAAGAAACUGCGCUGAACUACCAUAGUGAAAAACUGGCCAUGGCAUUUGGCCUAAUCAGUACAGCUGCAUGUACCCCAAUUCGGAUUGUAAAAAAUCUCCGAGUGUGUGAUGACUGUCACACAGCUACAAAGCUGUUAUCAAAGAUUUACAGCAGAGUAAUGAUAGUAAGGGACCGGAAUCGCUUUCACCACUUCAUAGAUGGAUCUUGUUCUUGUGGUGACUAUUGGUAG